This is a messenger RNA of Macrosiphum euphorbiae (potato aphid), 282 nucleotides long. The record is from the annotation of a GenBank genome assembly. Lineage: Eukaryota; Metazoa; Arthropoda; Insecta; Hemiptera; Aphididae.
AUGCCGUAUACCACCACCCCUCCAUCGCACCCACACGCCUGGGCAGCAGCAUCAUCACCACCCACGUUCUAUCCUCAUCCGAAUCGGUCUCGUUGCCGUUACGACGUAGUUGUAGUCGGCCGGGUGCAGCAGGAGGGUAGUUCUCCGCUCGUCCUAAAUUUACGAAACGCGAACGUCCCAGACCAGGGGUUACUGACCAUCGCUUUGCCCUCCUUUCCUACUGCCAUCAUUUAUGUCAUGAGCAAAUGGGUAUUAUUUGUUAUUCGUGCGAAAAAGAAAUAA